UUGGACCCAUCAUUGCCCUUGAAAUCAUUGCCUGCAUAUUUCGAGUACAAAACCGUGCUUCCUGGAGAAAUCGACAAUGACUUCCUCUCGCCCGACUUAUCAAGUGGACCAGACCUUGAUGAGAACCCUAUCAUUCAAAGGCUUCAUAUCUUUCACAUCAUCCGUAUCAAGAAUGCCGAUAAUAUCAUCCUCCUUCAAUAUGAGAUGGUUGGCUCCAUUGAAUUCGACUUCAGUCCCUGCAUACUUGGAAUACACCACUUGGAUACCACCAGACGUCAUCUCCUCAGCUGUCUUGAUUUUAACCAGAACACGGUCACCCAAUGGCUUGAGAGACGAGCAAUUGUUGUGGCAGCCUUCACGACAAGUCCACGAAAUGAACUGAGAGAAAGCCCAUUUUGCUUCAUGGGCGAUAACAGCGACACAUUUCCAGCUCUCGAAGCCUUCAAACCAUCAAACGAACAAAACCCUUUCGUGGAAAUCGAGGAAGCAACCGAAGUCAACUGUGCAGCAGCCAUUUCUUGCUACCAAACUGAAAAGGUGUCACAUUUCUAA
Messenger RNA from Striga asiatica, 552 nucleotides. The record is from the annotation of a GenBank genome assembly. Lineage: Eukaryota; Viridiplantae; Streptophyta; Magnoliopsida; Lamiales; Orobanchaceae.